Messenger RNA from Armigeres subalbatus, 564 nucleotides. RefSeq lists its product as uncharacterized. The coding region runs from base 1 to 564 and encodes 187 amino acids. Lineage: Eukaryota; Metazoa; Arthropoda; Insecta; Diptera; Culicidae. The record is from RefSeq and is a predicted model, not a curated record. The transcript has a single exon.
AUGCUAGCAGAGGUCGAGAAUAUCAUCAAUUCUCGUCCACUAACCAGCAUUCCGCUGGACGAUGACCAGUCCCCAGUGCUGACUCCCAACCAUUUUUUGCUGGGAUCAAGCAACGGAUUAAGACCUUGGGUUGCGUUUGACGAUAGCUCGAAGGCGCUCAAGUACGGUUGGGAGCUAUCUCAAACCUUAACAAACCAGUUCUGGAAGCAAUGGCUUCGGGACUAUCUCCCUACAAUAACGCGGAGGACCAAAUGGUUUGCAGAGACGAAGCCCAUAUGUGUCAACGACAUCGUCAUCAUUGUAGACCCGAAGCUCCCUAGGAACACCUGGCCCAAAGGUCGGGUCAUUUCUGUUAAGAAGGGAUCAGACGGAAAGGUCCGAAGUGCUGCUGUGCAGACAUCCAGUGGCAUCUACGAGCGACCAACCGUGAAGCUUGCUGUGCUCGACGUAGGCGUUAGGAGUAAUGGGCAUCAGGAUAACCAGGAGCCCAUUCCGGGGGGGACUGUUGACGGCGCUACUUUGACGAGAGCAUCAAGCCCCACGCGCCCCGCAAAGUCGACAUGA